CUCUGCUCUUUUCUCUUUUUCUCCUCUUUUUUUUUUUCUUAAUCUUAAUUACCCUUUGUUUGGUUAUUAAUAAUGCAAGAUAUCAACACAGAGGAUUUACCAGCAGAUAUUUUGGAUAAACUUCGAAACCUUGAUUUAGAAUUAGCUGAUGGGGAUAUAACUCAAAAAGGCUACGAUAAAAAAAGGGCAAAUUUAUUAGCCAGCAUCUCUGGCAAUACGCCUACAACACCCACGACACCCACAGGUCCUCAACAAGCUUCUUCAAUGACAGAGGGUAAUAAUGAAGAAGAGAUACUUGAGGAUUUUGGUCCUGAGCCAAGUGCUGCUGAUGUGGUUGACUUUUUGGACUUUCUGCCUUCUCCUACACGCUCGCCUCAACAGUCACCCCGUCUGUCAGAAGGUUCUACGCAUAUGGAAAAUAACCAUUUGAAACUUCAACAGGAAUAUCAGCAUCAACAACCACCACCACAACAACAACAGCCGACUUAUCCGGGUGGUUCACCCAGCAUGAGACCAAUGCAACCUACUCCAUCCUAUCGACCUUACAGACCGGCGCCUCCUAAUAAUCAACCAUAUUUUAAUAACCCAGCAAUGGGCACUCCUGUUCCAAACAAUAGACCUUAUAUGAUGGUUCGUAAUAACGUAGGUUACCAAUCUGGCAUGAUACCUCCGCAACCACAGCCACAACUCCCACAACAACAACAACAACAACAACAACAAAGGCCUGUUGCGCCUUCAUAUAUGUACUCAAAUAACAGAUUGCCUCCUGCUCAAAAUGUUUACAGACCAACCAAUACCACAGUCUACCAAAGACCCAUGAUGUAUAAUAUUAAUCAAAGACCCACAGCACCUACUCAACAACCCACUAGACCGCUCUAUAGACCUGUUCCUCCACCUCCUCGGCCUCAAUAUCCAAAUUACCGUCCUCAGCAACCACAGCAGCAGUAUGUUCCUGGUAGAUCUCCUGAAAUGCAAUAUGGUAAUGUAAGACCCAACUAUGUUUAUGGUGGUCCCAACAGAUCGCCUACGAGCACAAGUAGUAUGACGGGCAGAUAUGAAUAUGAUCAACAGCAUAUUUACUCAACAAGGAACGAUUCUCUAGAGUGGAAUCAGUAAUAGUGUAAGCCAGCGGCUUUAUCCUUUUUAUUAUUUUUUUAAGAGCACGUGUGUAUGUGCGAAUGGUUAGUGUAAGUUAUGUGUGCGCGUUGUAUUGUUCAUACCAGCUUUCUCUCUCUCUCUCUCUCUCUCACACACGUUCGCUCUUUACGUCACUCUCCUUUUUUAAUUUGUAUUAAUAUGCUUGUUUCAAUAGUCAUUUAACCCAUCCUUUUACGUGUGUGUGUGCUUAUUCCCCAAAAUAAAGGCCUUUUUUCCCCUUGGUAUGAGGUUCUUUUAAAAACACAAAGGAUAUUGAUGUCACAUUUGACAGCUCCGCUGGCUGAUUCACGAAUUUUCCUUGAAGAGAAACUCUAAUACUUCUUUGUGCUCGUUUCUUUAUUCUUUAUUUU
Rhizopus microsporus ATCC 52813 is the source of this 1508-nucleotide messenger RNA. RefSeq lists its product as uncharacterized. Lineage: Eukaryota; Fungi; Mucoromycota; Mucoromycetes; Mucorales; Rhizopodaceae. The coding region runs from base 73 to 1116 and encodes 347 amino acids. The transcript has a single exon. The record is from RefSeq and is a predicted model, not a curated record.